This is a messenger RNA of Camelina sativa (false flax), 500 nucleotides long. NCBI's taxonomy places the organism in Eukaryota, Viridiplantae, Streptophyta, Magnoliopsida, Brassicales, Brassicaceae. The record is from RefSeq and is a predicted model, not a curated record.
AUGUNCGAUUCUGUUGCAGAUCGAUUCUUGAAGGAAUAUGAUGAUAAUGAUGAUUCAGAUAGUGGCGAUGAAGAAGGAAGAGGUCGUCGUACUAGACCUAAACUGAAGAGGAUGAGUGAACGUCUUGAUACGCUCAACCAAGAGAUUGAAGCUGAGAAGAAACGAGGCGAAAAGGCUCAAGAGAAGCUUGAGUCUGCUGGGGAUAGGAGAUUCAAGAAGUCCAUCGAGGCGCUUACUCUCGAGGAACUCAAUGAAUACAAAGACAAGCUUGAGACAGUCCAUGAUAGGGUCCAAAGUGAUGCCAGUCGCAUUCAGGCUUCGUCUGAUCUCGUACUUCUCUCCAACGAUAAGAAGAGCGGACUUGUUUAAGUUACAUUCUAAUUUUGUAUCAGCCUACAGAAGUUAUUAACAUGAAAGAUUUUGUUGGUGUAGAGUUCGUCAUAUCUUCUAUGAGGUGUGGCUUUCAAUUUGAUAUCAAAUGAUUGUAACUGAAAAAAAUC